UAUUGUAUUCAAAGAUUUAAGCACGAUUUACCGAUAUUGUACAAAGAGAGAUUUUUAUAUAAAAUAUAUAAUAAUUAUAUUUCUGCAUUUUAUGUGACUUCUUGAUGUUAUCAGACAUUGUAGAUAUAUCGAUUGUAUUUAUCGAGAUUUGCAAUGUUCAACUUUUAAAUUCAGCUUGUUGAUUUCAUGUCUGCGUUUAUAAAGCGACUUUAUCAUAAAUAAAAUAUUCCAUAAUUUCGACCGCGUAUCGCAGUGUUGUUAAGUUUUGCAGAAAUUUCAGAAAAAAGGUUUGGAAUGUAUGUACACGUUCAUCGAAUAAUGAUAAGACACGUAAAAUGGAGAAAAUUCUUAUAAUAGCGAGGAGUCCGGCUCCUGCUAGUUACCACGGAUUAAAAAUGGGCUCGAAAACUUUUGUAAUUCUUCGCGAACGAGCGAUACUGAGAUCUUCGCUUUCGACUCCGAGCAUCUCGUCUAAAAGAAUGAGCUAGACAUAAAGAACUUUGUAAGCAAUUUCCCGAUUAUAAAGGACAACAAAGACAACAUUAUAAAACAAAUCGACAAGGACAGAUCGGAAUAAUCAAACGAAAGCUUCAAAAAGAUGAUGUAUUUACAAUCGAUGAAGCAAGACAUUCGAACGAUCAAAGACAAAAUUAUCGGAAUAAGCUGGAAUAAUAAGAAUAAUUUAUAGAAACAUCGUAAAGUUUAGAAUGGAAAGGAAAGAGAAAAAAUCGACAGCUUUCAAUGAAUCCGUUUGUAUCUUGAAUUUUAAAUCAUCCGAAACGUUUCUUUUUCUGAAGAAAAAGAAAAGUAUACCGAUAAUUGAGAACGAGCAAUGUUCAGGAUCGUGCAAGCCUGUAGAGAGGAUUAAGUCAUUCUCUUUUAGAAGCGGAUGUUCGAAAUCAUGCACACAUUAUAGAGAGAACAAAGAUAGAGCUCAAACAUCGGAUGGCAAACCGCAAAUAUUGCGUGAAUCAUCAUCUCGUCAAACGAAAUCCGAUACAAAGUCCGCAAGAGAACUGUCCGACCAAGUAAAAACAACAAUAAAAGAAACGUCAGAAAAAUUGCAGAGCGUAUUGCCGUUUCUUGGGAGGACGACAAAACAUACCUUGGCAAAGAUGAAGUCUUUGUAUAAAAGCCUCAAGACAAGACGAGUUUUAGGAUUCAAAUGCGAUUUAAAAAAAUGCGAUAGUACUUUAAUGGAAUGUAGUACGAGAGCUUGUAAAAAGGAUAGCAUGGUUUUCGGUGAGUCAAGUCAUUCAUACGAUUUAAAAAUGACCGAUCCUAGCAUUAGCGACACUUCAACAAUAUCUAGUGCAAGCGAAAAAGCUCGAAAAUUUUAAGCUUUUCAUGAUCUAUAUAUAUUUAAGAUUAUUAUUUAUCGUUAAGUUCGAAUCUGGUUUCAUCAAUUUUAUUUAUCAGAAAUUUCAAGCAUUAACAAAUAACGUUCAAAAUAUUCUGUCAUUUAAAUUAUAUA
Messenger RNA from Formica exsecta, 1474 nucleotides. It is a transcript of the gene Nacalpha, whose product is annotated as nascent polypeptide-associated complex subunit alpha. Gene Ontology annotation, biological process: protein targeting to membrane. Lineage: Eukaryota; Metazoa; Arthropoda; Insecta; Hymenoptera; Formicidae. The record is from RefSeq and is a predicted model, not a curated record. Bases 708 to 1340 code for a protein of 210 amino acids. Gene Ontology annotation, cellular component: cytoplasm; nascent polypeptide-associated complex. The transcript is spliced from 4 exons.